Rubroshorea leprosula is the source of this 1978-nucleotide messenger RNA. The record is from the annotation of a GenBank genome assembly. Lineage: Eukaryota; Viridiplantae; Streptophyta; Magnoliopsida; Malvales; Dipterocarpaceae.
CAAGUAAUUUCUCAUUUUUUUAUGACAAGUAAGAAACAUGUAGGAAACUACGAAAGUACGAAUCAAAAAUGGAAAUUUGAAAUUAGUUUGAAAAAUUCUCUAUACGCGCAAUUGUCGUCUUGAUUUUUCCCGUUUACACUUUACGUUCACCAGUUCGCCACCACCCCCCUCUCCAGUUUGAUUUUCUUUUCUUCCUUCGCUUUUCUUUCGCUUUCUCACCUCCCAAACACCUCAUAAAAGGAAGCCCCUUUUGCUCUUUUGAAGUAGGAAAAGAGAAAAAUGGCUAAUUGGGAGCUGAAGGGUUGCUGCAACCAUAACCAAGAUGUCUUUCUAAUCACUAUUGCUGUCUUUACUGUCGUCAUCUUGGCUUUAUGGAGGACAAUACUUCUAAUGCCUUUUAAGCUCAUCACAGUAUUCUUGCACGAAGCAAGCCAUGCAAUCGCUUGUAAACUUACAUGUGGUGAUGUUGAAGGAAUCCAGGUUCAUGCAAAUGAAGGUGGGUUGACACAGACACGUGGUGGUAUAUACUGGGUGAUCUUGCCUGCUGGAUAUCUUGGCUCAUCAUUUUGGGGAAUGGUUUUGAUACUUGCAUCCACAAAUCUCAUCACUGCAAGAAUAGCUGCUGCUUGUUUUGCUCUUGCUCUGCUUAUUGUUCUCUUUGUUGCUAAAAAUUGGACCCUUCGAGGACUCUGUGUUGGAUUCAUUAUUUUCCUGGCUGUAAUUUGGAUUCUGCAAGAAUAUACGAAAGUCCGUAUUCUACGUUAUGUCAUUCUCUUCAUUGGUGUCAUGAACAGUUUGUUUUCAGUUUAUGACAUUUAUGAUGAUCUGAUAUCUCGACGAGUCAACUCCAGUGAUGCUGAGAAGUUUGCAGAACUUUGCCCUUGUUGCAAUGGGGUUGGAUGGGGAGUUAUAUGGGGAAUGAUAUCCUUUAUAUUUCUUUGUGGAGCCAUGUAUCUUGGGCUUGUCAUCUUAUCUUGAGGUACAACCUGCUUCCACAAUGCAUUCAUUAUUGUUACUGGAACUGGAGAUUGAAUUAUUUUUCCUUGUGUAUAUGCUAAAUGACGAAUAUAUUAAUUGAUUGAUGUUCUUUCUUAGAAAAUAUAGGAAGCAUAAAAUUGGGCGAUAAUAUUUGUUGUAUGGACUAUUCAAAGUUGAAGUGUAAUGGUUGAAAAAGAUUAGUUGCUAUUGACUAGCACCGACUAGCAUCAAACUAACUGAUAACCAUAUAACCUGAAAUCAUCCUGCUCAGAAAACCUUCCUUGAGUAAAUGUCUGGCUUACACCUUACUGUUUGAUGAAAUAAUGAUUCACAUUUAAGAAUAAUAUAAGGGCAAGUUCUGAAGUCAGCAUAUUCAAGUCUGAGCUUAUUCAAUGGGCAUUUCACAGGACAUUCAUUGUUUUCACUUUUCAUAAUUGCGUUUUUUUCAUGUUUCAUCUCAGGGUCCUGGAUUCGGUUCAGAUUCAUCUGGUUUUCACAGAGAGCUGUCAGAUUCUUUUGUAUAUUCUUGAUGAUGAGUAGCAUACUAUAUAUCAGAACAUUGUCAUUUGAUUCAUGUCACUGCUUGUGUUCUGCUGCCCUGGCAGCCUGCUUGAUUCUUUUAACUCCUUUCAUUUGGGGUUACAUCUCAUUUACAAUUACAUGUAAAAUUGAAACUGAUGUAUUCUGCUUGUGAUUGAGAUUUAACAGCAACUCAAAUUUAUUUUGACGUGGUUUCAUAUCAUUGACUCUAAUACUAAACUGCUUGCAAUGUCUACAUGAUGAUGCGUGGAACGUAGAUUCAAGUCACUUUUCAUUUUCAAUACAAGAAAUUUCUCUACUACAUAGAGUCCUGAGAAUUAUCAGAAACACACUGGAGCUAAAUUCUAGGGGGGAAAUGUCAAUGAAAGAUCAUAGUAAAUAACAAUUGGCCUGAUCCUAUCUUGAAAGGUCAGGGAAUGUGAUGUAUUGCUGCUGAUAUCAGAUGGAACAAGAUUCAGUA